AUGACAUUUGGCGCAUGGAACGUGCGUACUUUAAUCGAUAAUGACGGAAACCUUUGCCCGGAGCGUAAAACUGCUGUCGUAGCACGUGAGCUUGCUCGAUACAAUGUAGACGUGGCAGCUUUAAGCGAAACACGCUUAGCUGACCAAGGCGAACUCGAGGAAAUCGGCGGUGGUUAUACAUUCUUCUGGAAAGGAAGACCCCAAAGUGAACGAAGGUUAGCUGGCGUAGGGUUUGCCAUCAAAUCCACCAUCGUAAAAAAACUGCCAGAAUGUCCACAAUACAUCUCGGACCGCAUUAUCACAUUACGCCUUCACCUACCAAACGACAACUACCUGAAUGUGAUAAGCGUAUACGCACCAACAAUGAGUAACGAGGACAGUGUCAAAGAUCAGUUUUAUGAAGAACUUAGCCAAUGCCUUACCAGCAUACGUUCAAGCGAACAAAUACUGCUGCUAGGCGAUUUCAACGCGAGGGUUGGCAGAGAUUCUGAGUCGUGGCCGGGCGUGAUUGGAAAUAAUGUGGGCAAUAUGAAUAGUAAUGGACAAUUACUACUCACACUCUGUGCCCAAUUCGACCUCACCAUCACAAACACUCUGUUUAGGCUUCGCGACAAAUUCAAAACCACCUGGAUGCACCCGCGUUCUAAACACUGGCACCUCCUCGAUUACGCGAUAACACGACGAAGGGACAUCUCCCAGGUGCAUAUCACACGCGUUAUGCGCGGCGCGCACUGCUGGACAGACCACAGGCUUUUGGUAACUAAGUUGAGACUCCGCCUUCGUGAACCACGAAGACCCUGCAGCUAA
Molecule: messenger RNA, 807 nt
Organism: Helicoverpa armigera (cotton bollworm)
Lineage: Eukaryota; Metazoa; Arthropoda; Insecta; Lepidoptera; Noctuidae
Product: craniofacial development protein 2-like
Exons: 1
Coding region: 1-807 (268 amino acids)
Biological process (GO): chromatin remodeling
Cellular component (GO): nucleus
Molecular function (GO): catalytic activity
Source: RefSeq, a predicted model, not a curated record